Molecule: messenger RNA, 798 nt
Organism: Loxodonta africana (African savanna elephant)
Lineage: Eukaryota; Metazoa; Chordata; Mammalia; Proboscidea; Elephantidae
Gene: CDX1
Product: caudal type homeobox 1
Exons: 3
Coding region: 1-798 (265 amino acids)
Biological process (GO): cell differentiation; embryo development; animal organ morphogenesis
Cellular component (GO): nucleus
Molecular function (GO): DNA-binding transcription factor activity, RNA polymerase II-specific; RNA polymerase II transcription regulatory region sequence-specific DNA binding
Source: RefSeq, a predicted model, not a curated record
AUGUACGUGGGCUAUGUGCUGGACAAGGAUUCUCCUGUGUACCCUGGCCCAGCCAGGCCCGCGGGUCUUGGCAUCGGCCCACAAGCCUAUGGGCCCCCGCCGCCGCCCUCCGCGCCUCCGCAGUACCCCGACUUCACUGGCUAUUCUCACGUGGAGCCGGGCCCGGCACCCCCUACGGCCUGGAGCGCGCCCUUCCCUGGGCCCAAGGACGACUGGGCUGCAGCCUAUGGCCCGGGUCCCGCGGCCUCCUCCGUCAGCCCAGCCCCGUUGGCAUUCGGGCCCCCUCCGGACUUUAGCCCGGUGCCUGCACCGCCUGGGCCCGGCCCGGGCCUCCUGGCGCAGCCUCUCGGCGGACCGGGCGCACCGUCCUCGCCCGGAGCGCAAAGGCGAACACCCUACGAGUGGAUGCGGCGCAGCGUGGCGGCCGGAGGAGGCAGUGGUGGCGGUAAGACCCGGACCAAGGACAAGUACCGCGUGGUGUACACAGACCACCAGCGCCUGGAGCUGGAGAAAGAGUUUCAUUACAGCCGUUACAUCACCAUCCGGCGGAAGUCAGAGCUGGCUGCCAAUCUGGGGCUCACUGAGCGGCAGGUGAAAAUCUGGUUCCAAAACCGGCGGGCAAAGGAGCGCAAAGUAAACAAGAAGAAGCAGCAGCAGCAACCCCCACAGCCACCACCACCCACCCUGGAAGUCACCCCCGCCCCAGCCGGGCCACCCUUGGAGGGCCUGUGCUCCGGUUCCACCAGCCUCCUGGGCACCUCCUCCCCCAUACCUGUCAAGGAGGAGUAUCUGCCAUAG